AUGACAAGCCAUAGUAAUAAUAAUAUUGCUGAUAAUGACCCUUUUGGAUAUCUUGAAUCAGAUCUACGAAAGUUCUAUAAUUUAAAAGAUUUAAAUCCAAUGAACUCAUGGGUCAAUGAUUCAAUUCUUCAAUUUGAUUUAAAUAAAUAUUAUAGUAAUAAUGACAGUGGUAAUGUCAUUGGUGAUAGCGGUAGUGACAAUAAUGAUGCUGUUGUCCCUAAAAAUACUGGCUACUCUAUGAUUAAUAGUUUAGAUAUGGAGUCUGUUGAUUCCAAUUUAUAUGAAAUUUUAAAAGAUUUAGUAGAUAAACAACAAAUAAUUAAUAACCAUAGUAACAGUAACAAUAAUGGCAUGAUAGAUGAUAACGACAUGCAAACUGGUCAAUAUUUUCAAGAUGUUAAAGAUCCAUUGAAUCAAAAACAUCUAUUAAAAGAUUUCAUAACUAACAAUUCUUUAACACAAGAUAAUAAUAAUAACAAUAAUAUUCGUUCGUACUUAAUAAAUCAAAAGAGUUUUGAUGUUAAAAAAUUUUUGAAAGAUAUCCAUUCAAAGGACACUUUCCAAGACUUAACAAAAUCUUUAGAUGAUUUGAAUCUUGAUUUACAAUCGCAAUCAGUUUAUUUACAAAAUUUGGUCGAAAAAAAUUUUAUUAAAUAUGUAAAGAUCAAAAAUAGAUUGGAUUCUAUCUAUAAACAAUUUUAUCAAAAUACUUCAACAUCAGGAGUAAACAACAACAGCAAUACUAGUAUUGGUAAAACAACAUUUUCAACUGCUGAUAACCCAACAAACAAUCCCAUGAAUAUUGACGUAGAAAAUUUAAAUGAAAGGGUCAAGGAAUCUAUUAGAUCCAUUAAUUUAAAAUUGAAACCCUUGAUCGACACGAAAACAAAAAUUAACAACUAUAGCUUAACGAAACAGUUUAUUGAAUACAAUAAAGAUUAUUUUAAUUUACCUAAAGAUUUAAAUAAUUUAUUGUAUUCAAAUGACUACCAAAAUUUUAUUCUACAAUAUAAUAAAGGUGUAAGAUUAUAUGAAGAUUUAAAUAAUACAUAUGAUUUAAUUCCAUUGAAUGAGAAAAACUCAGACCAAAAACAACGACAGACCAAAAUCAUUGAAUUAAUUUGGAAUCAAGUAGAAAAUAUCCGUAACUCUUAUAGAGAUCAAAUAUGGAAUAAACUGAUUAAUUCUUCAAUUAAUGAGUCCAAUGAAUUUAUACCAUUACUUUCAAAAUUAUUGGAUUUAAAAAUCGAAUCUAAUCCAAUACCGGAUUUAGUUCAUAUCUGUCUAACUAAUAUUGAAAAUGACUUUAUUCAAAUCAUUAAAAAAUCUUUUAAGAAAAUUAUUGUUGCACAAAAAAAUAUUUUAAAUAUUAAUGUCAAUGAUAUUGAUUCAAACAACAGUAACACCACCAAUGAACUUCAAUUUGAUGAAAAUGAUGGCGUUGACCUUUCAUAUUACACUUUAAUUAAUGAGAAUAUUAUAAUAUCACCUUAUUCAAGAACAACCACAACAACAAGUAUUAUGGAUGGUGAAAUUUCAAAUUACGAACGAUCACACAAUUCUACUGAUUUUUUUACUUUUUCUAACAUCUCUAAUCUAGGCCAUUCUUCUAGACAAAAUUUAAAAGAGUCUUCAACACCAAUUUUAUCUAGUGUUUUAACUGAUUCACCUCUAGUCAUCGAGAUGUGGUUGAUUAUUUUGAAAUAUAUCAACGAUCUAACUGUUACAAUAAACAAAUUUAUUGAAUCAUGGGAAAAUAUAGAUAAAUUUUUAAAUAAUACAUAUCAAAGAAUGUUAGCUAAUGAUAAAAGAAAGGACGAUAUUUUAAUUGAAGAUAAUGUAAAAGCUAAAAAUAAUGACUACCAUCAUUAUAACAAUAAAUUAACUAAUGGUGCAUCUCAUCACAAUGGUACAGAAGUUUCAAUUGAUGAAAUCGAGGAAUUUUUAAAAUUAACACAGGAAGAGAAAGAUGAAAUUAAACACAAAGGUGAAAAAAUAAUUAAUCUUUUAUGUAAUAAUCUAUUAUCGUUUUUCCAGUCAACACAAGAGACUUUACCAUCUGUAAAUAUCAAAAAUGAUACAAUCACCACAGAUUUUACUAACAAUCUUAAUGAAGGGACUGACAAUAACCAGUAUGGUGUACCCUCAAACUAUGGAUUUAUCCCUCCAAGAGCCAAUGGACUAAGUUGCCUAAGAUAUUUACCUCUGAUCCUUGAACCAAUGUUAAAGAGCUUUAGUAAUAUAGCUCAGUUAAAUAUCGAUUCUUCAAUAAAUUCAUCAAUUAAACAAUUAUCCACUAUAAUAAUUGAAAGAUGUAUUGGUGCACUCUCUUCUACAAAAUUAAGGGAUAUAUCGAGAUUUUAUCUGCUAGAAGAUUGGAAAAUAACUACAAAGAUUCAAGAAAUCAUCGAUAACCGUAAUUCAAGCACCACUACUACUAAUAAUUAUUAUGAGAAUGAAAAAAGUGAAAAGAACUAUGAAUUUGGAGUCACAGGUCUUCCUGAUAUUGUUCUUGGGUUUCAACAAUUUAGUAUUCAAACAGUAAGAGACAUUUUAUUUGCAUAUGAAAGGUUACCCACUGUAAACAACAUUUGUAUUGUUAGUCCACCAACCAAAAAAAUGCUAAUUGAUGUAGAAAUACAACAAAUUAUUUCAUUAGAAGCUGUUCUAGAAGCAAUUUUGAAGAAUGCAACAAAGGAUAAAAAUAACCCAAGAAAUGUUCAUACUUUAUUAACAUUAACAAACUUGGAAUAUAUCAAAGAAGUUACAUUCCCAGAGACGUUAAAUUACUUUGAUGAUCUAUUUGAAUGGAAUCUUAAAGAUAAACCUUUAGAGAUUUUUAAUCUUUUAGAUAAAAUGGAGAAAUCAAUUUUUGGGAAUUAUAUAUCUGAUUUGAAGAUAAAUUUAAAGAAUAUUUUAGAAAGCAAAUUCCAUCAAAUUGAUUGGAUAAAUUAUACAUCCAACUCUUUUAGAGUCAGCGAUUAUAUUAUUGAAAGUUUAAUGUUUUUGAUUACUAUCCAUAGUGAAUGUUUUAAAGUUGGACCACAAUUAAUCAACAAGAUAUUAAAGGAGACUCAAUUGUUUAUCUCUAAAUACCUUUUCGAAUCAUUUAAACCAUAUGUUGGUAAGAUUUCAUCAGAUGGACUACUCCAACUUUGUGUAGAUAUAACAUUUUUCCAAGAAGUAUUAGGUAAAUUAUUGGAACAAGAAACCAAAGUAACGUUAAAGGCUUGUUUACAAAAUUGUUUCCAAAACCAUAUUGAAAAAAUGGAUAAAUGUGUUAUUGAUAUGGAACCAAUUGUUCAGUCAAAUCUAAAUAGAACGGAGAUACAAUUUGCUGCUUUUAAAUGA
Messenger RNA from Arxiozyma heterogenica, 3351 nucleotides. It is a transcript of the gene SEC5, whose product is annotated as exocyst subunit SEC5. Gene Ontology annotation, cellular component: exocyst. Lineage: Eukaryota; Fungi; Ascomycota; Saccharomycetes; Saccharomycetales; Saccharomycetaceae. The coding region runs from base 1 to 3351 and encodes 1116 amino acids. The record is from RefSeq and is a predicted model, not a curated record. Gene Ontology annotation, biological process: exocytosis; Golgi to plasma membrane transport. The transcript has a single exon.